Messenger RNA from Drosophila hydei, 1896 nucleotides. Its product is annotated as protein lin-9 homolog. The record is from RefSeq and is a predicted model, not a curated record. The transcript is spliced from 2 exons. Gene Ontology annotation, cellular component: transcription repressor complex; nucleoplasm. Gene Ontology annotation, biological process: DNA-templated transcription; regulation of transcription by RNA polymerase II; regulation of cell cycle. NCBI's taxonomy places the organism in Eukaryota, Metazoa, Arthropoda, Insecta, Diptera, Drosophilidae. Bases 179 to 1756 code for a protein of 525 amino acids. Gene Ontology annotation, molecular function: DNA binding.
AUAUGGUCACCCCUUUUUAUUUGCAACUCUGUAUUUGAAUCAAUUUCGAAGUUGUUUUCGCAACGGAAAUGUCAUUUUAGCCCUUUUUCAAUUAUCGUGAUUUUGGAACAAGUAGUCCCUGUAAAAGAUUGUGAAAUCUGGAGUCAGGACGUAGGCGCAGCCCAGCUUGCGGUACAAAAUGUCUGAUCAUCUUGCAGAUAUUAAGCAAGCAGCAACCGAUUCCGAUUCCGCUGGAACACCGCCACAGUUGUCAAAUAUUGGAUUACAUCGAGUGCGUAGCAUGUCGAAAGCAAAUGAAUCCCAACGUCUGCUCCGAUCGCAGACAGCUGACAAGGAAGAUGGUGAGCUGUUUAUCAAGCUGCCGAAGUUCAGUAAGCGACUGCGUGCCAAGAGCUCGGCUGAAGGAGGUCAGGAGACGGACGUCGAUACUACUGUAAAGGAGAUUUUACCGGUGAAUCAGAAGCUUUACAAAUAUCUGAAGCAGCCAAAUUGCCAGCGCUGGAUCUGGUGCGAGUUCAUCGAGUCCUUCAUCGACAAGGCAAUACUGGGCAGUGCCUAUGACAUGAACAGCUAUGUGCAAAGCUUCUUUCCCCAGCUCGAGACACGCCAAAUGCCGCGUCGCUCAUGGCAGAUGAUACGCCGCAACAUGGGCAAGGCGCGCCGUUUCUCGACAGCCUUCAUUGCUGGCGAGCGCAUCGAGCUGGAGCGCUGUCGGAACAUUGUUCGCCAGCUUCAGCAGCGAAAGUUUGAUUUGGAGCACGACAGACAAUCAUUGGAACUAAUGCCCAAGCUUAUACCAAUGCCACUACCAGUGGAUUGCAAGGUGAUCAGCCUGCUGAGCGAGCCAACUCUGGUACUUUGCAAGGGGCGUGUCGUUGGCUUCGAGCCUAAGGACAGCAGCUACCUGGUCAAGUUCAAUAUUGCUGGAAAAAAUACAGUAAUCAGCAUGCAAGAUUGCCAUCUCCACGUACUGCAGGAGUGCAAAACUGUGCCAUUGUCUAGCAUCGUACAGGGCUCAGAGGACAAGCAGCUAACGGCUUCGGAGCUAUCCGUCGAUGGCGACGAGGUUAAGGUUCUGUUCGACUCGCUGCUGCAGCUGCAAAAGCUGGUGGCCCUCAAGCGAAAGACUGUCCAGGAUAUGGCCAGUAUGAACGAGGAAGUGGAGGCCAGUGGCUUGCCAGCGCCCGCUCGGCGUGAAACGAAACAAACGCCUCUGCGCGAGAAACUCCAGCGACGGUAUGCGGCCAACAUGAUAACGCUCCAUCGCGUUAAUGCAGACAUUUUGGAGCCACUGCGCGUGGCCCACCAACAUCUGACCGAGUACGAGAAAGAAGCAUUGCUGAGCAAAUGCGUUCCCCGCAACAAGCUGUACGAAAAGUGCCGUACCUUAGCCGAAAUGGACCUGAAGGCGGCACCGUGUCAAAGCAACGUCCAGUUGGAGCCUACGCGAGAGCUCAUCCUGCGCCUGCAAACAUUGCUUUAUCUAUGUGGAGAACUCGGACAUGGAAACAAUGUCGAAGUGGACGCCGUAAUGGAUGACUUUGUGAGCAACAUGCUAGUAGGCUUGCCGCCACAGCUAACAACAGAGUUCAGACAGGUGGUUGACAUGCUCCAGCCGCUGCGCGAACACAUCUUAACUGUGACCAAAGCAGAAUCCGAACACAAUCAGCAAUUGUACCAAAUGCAACAGCAGAACCCAGAUGCUGCAUCUAGUCUGCUGCCCAACGAUGAGUCUGACAUCGAAAUGGGUUUGUAGUAUCUGCCGAGCAUGUAAAUCUAUAAUGGUUCUUCAACGCUUUAAAGGAUACAAUUGUGUGCACAUCAUACAUAUUUGAAUUUGAGUUAUUAUCCAUAAACAUCAUCGCACCAUUAUCAUCCUUAUCAUAAUAAUUAUAA